CCUGGUGUGGAAGACUUCUGCAGCUUGAUCUCUACAAUACAAUGAAACUCACUUCACAUGUAUGCACAUCUUAGCAUCUCUUGAAUGCAAACCAAGUGAAGAUCUAUGAGGCGAUGCUAAGGGUCAGCAUGAUGUUUACUUAAAUUUUCCAACAGUCACUCAUUAACCCAUAAGUCGUGCAGUUGGACCCUCAAACUACAGCUACCUGCUUUCAUCACUGAGAUGUUCUGGGUGGCAUUUAUGGGACGGAGGGCUUUCAGCUUGGAAGGAGAACAACUGUCUGACCCUGUGGAUCCUUGUAAUUAAUAUUCAGCACUUCAAUGUGUAUCUACACAAUCCAAAGACAUUAAACAUUUCUAUAAACUGGUUCCCAGCAUAACCUGACAAACCUAAACACGAUGCUGUGGUCUCACCUCCGUCCGUCCCUCACUCACCUCUUGUCUCUGAGGCUUCUGGGUACUGCCUCCUCCAGGAUGGUGGUGGUCAAGCAGCCGGAGCUUCUCUCAGCGAGCCUGACCUUUGAUGAUCCCAGUGCCUUCAGGGUGAAGAGUCUAGGAGAGCUUCUCCGUGCUCUUGGUGUCUUCCAGCUGUGCUCCUUCCCUCUGCUGGUCAACAACUGUGGAAAGCUGAUGACAGGAACACGCACCCUUCUGGGGAGAAGGGGGUUCUCUUUGCUGCUGCGGCCCACCGUGUACGCCCAGUUUGUGGCUGGAGAAAACGAGAGGGAGAUCUCCCAAUCUAUGGGGAAGAUGAGCUUACUGGGACUGAGGCCCAUGUUGGCGGUUCCCAUUGAGGAAGACCUUGGAGAGAGCACCGGAGAAAAGAGAUACGAUGACAACAUGGAGGCCAUGCUAGAAUGUGUGCGGAUGUCCCACAGCAACGCUUGGAGCAAAGACCCGAUGAUGCAGUUGAAGAUCACAGCUCUGCUCAGCCCGGAGCUGUGUGUCAAACUGACAACCCUGAUUACACGACAACCAUACGAUUUGAGCCUGCUUGUCCGUGCAAUGGAUGGAGAAGCAAUAACCUUGCCUGGAUUAGAGGAAACAGAAACGGCUCAUUUCCUGUGUGGUCUGCAGAGAUUGAACAAAAUAGCAGAGGCGAGUGUUAACAAAGUGAGAGUGCUGGUUGAUGCAGAGUACACCUACAUGAACCCUGCUCUCACUCUGGUCACGAUGGCGCUGAUGAAGAAGUUUAACAAAGAUGGUGCCUGGAUCUGGAACACAUAUCAGUGUUAUCUAAAGGAGGCCAUGUCUCUGCUGUUGGAAGCUCUGAAUGUGUCACAGGCUGAAGGCUUCUGUCUGGGAGUCAAGCUGGUACGAGGUGCCUACAUGGACAAAGAACGAAAGCUGUCUGAGAAGGAGGGUCGGGUUGACCCCAUUCACCCGAGCUGGGAGGAGACCAACAAGAGUUAUAACAGCUGCCUGGAUGUGAUGCUGGACGCCAUAUCACAGAAACCUGAACGCAACAGGAUCAUCGUGGCCACUCACAAUGAAGAAUCUGUGAGACGAGCUGCUAAAAGGGUGGAGGAGAUGGGAAUAGACAAAGAUGGAGGCUCAGUGUGUUUCGGCCAGCUGCUGGGGAUGUGUGAUCACGUCUCCCUCACACUGGCAAAUGAGGGUUAUCCUGUUUACAAGUCGGUGCCGUACGGCUCGGUGGACGACACACUUCCCUACUUGGUGCGCCGGGCCCAGGAGAACCGCACCGUCUUACAGGGCAUUCGUAAAGAAAGAGACCUGCUGAGGCAGGAGCUGAGAUACAGAAUAAGGCUGGGACUGAGGGGUGGCAGCUAAUAGCAGAUAGUCAGAAUGGAGACUGAAGACAUGGAAGAUCAGAACAAGUGAGCUGGUAAACACUGCAGCUGGACCGCCCAACACUCGGAAACUAGCAACACGAUCAAAGACGUGUAACCAGUAUUUGUCUGGAUAAAGAAUCACUUUAACGUCUUAAAAACUAUUCAAGACCUUCUAAGUAAUGUACGCCUUUUGCCUUAAAUAUCGUAGGAAAAUAUCUGCGCUCAGCUCGAGGUUUUUUAUUAAAACAUGUUUUAUUUGUGGUGUCACUUUAAAACUUUUGACAUAUAAGAGUAGGUAGUAUGAGGUUAAGGUAGUAUCAUAGGGUGCUUGAUUAAAAUAUGAGACCAUAUGUAAAAAUUACGAAAGCUGAAGCAGAACUAGACCCUGCAACAUCACAUGACCCAAAACACACCAUUAAAUCCACCAAUGACUGGCUGAGAAGUAAUAAUUGGAAAGUCCUGGAAUGGCUUAGUCAAAGCCCAGAUCUUGAUCUGUUGAGAUGCUGUGAAGGUGACUUGAAAUGGACUGAACAUGCAAAAAAUCUCUCAAACAUCUAACAGCUGCAAGUGAGGAGUGGGUUCAGGUUUCCUCAGACUGAUGUGACAGACGGUAGAUGAAUACAGGAGGCGCCUCAAUGCUGUUCGGUAGUAGGGUGUCCUAACUUCUCCCUAUGUUAGUAGAAAUAUUUCUGAUGAUCCUUUGAAUAAUAGGUUAAAAAAAUGAUUGUUAUUGUUUACAUGUAAUUAAGUUACCUUCUAAAAAUAAACCAGAGAUGAAUAAAACUCCCGACCUCAUGAUGUAAAUAACACUUUUGAAACAACUAAAUGUUGAUUGGGGGUGUCCUAAUUUUUUACAUGACUGUGCUUUGUACAGUCAGUAGCACAAAGUCUUAAAUAUCAACAAAGUGACUCAUCUGUAAAAGUCAGUGCAACAUAUGUACUAGCAACAGCAUUUGUAACAGAAGUGGCUGAAGUUGUUGUCGUGUUUAAAUCCUCACGAGGCUGUGAUAAUUAUGGAGUGGAGAUUAAAUCCACAUAUGUUAAAGAUUCUUUACCAGUUCUUUGAAGUCUGUUGUUUUCAUCACAACAAUGAAAGAUGGCGAGCCUUUUUGUCUUGUAACCAAAGACCAGCUAGUUUCUUACCAAUAAUGUCAAAGGAAUAGGAAAAACCUGCUUUUCAGAAGAGUGAACAUCUUAAAAUAAACACAUUUUUGCUGAACCAAA
Molecule: messenger RNA, 3016 nt
Organism: Girardinichthys multiradiatus
Lineage: Eukaryota; Metazoa; Chordata; Actinopteri; Cyprinodontiformes; Goodeidae
Gene: prodh2
Product: proline dehydrogenase 2
Exons: 11
Coding region: 399-1790 (463 amino acids)
Cellular component (GO): mitochondrion
Molecular function (GO): proline dehydrogenase activity; FAD binding
Source: RefSeq, a predicted model, not a curated record